CCCGCAUUUCUCGGCGCAUAGAGUCUUGACGGCCACCGUGCUCAAGACCGAACAGACUGCCCUUACGAGUUCUUAUCCAAGGAAUCCGCCUUCAACUCACACAACGCACCGCUAGCUCGCGCACGGCACCAUGGGUCGCAAACUCAAGCAUCAUGAGCAGAAGCUCCUCCGCAAGGUCGACUUCAAUACCUACAAGUCCGACAACGAUCACCGCGAGCAUGCCAUUAUGCGCCGCUACGGCGUCCAGAAGCGCGACGACUACGCAAAGUACAACCGCCUCGCCGGCUCGCUGCGCCAACUGGCCCACAAGAUCGCCGCCCUUGAGCCCACCGACGACUUCCGCCGCAAGCACGAGGACCUUAUGCUCGAGAAGCUGUUCACCAUGGGCAUACUGGGCACCGGCGGGUCGGGCCGCGGGAAGCUGUCCGAUGUCGAGCACAAAGUCACCGUGAGCGCGUUUUGCAGGAGGAGGUUGCCCGUUGUCAUGACGAAGCUACGGAUGGCAGAUAAUGUGACGGCUGCGAUAAAGUUCAUUGAGCAGGGGCACGUCAGAGUUGGAACGGAUGUUAUGACCGACCCGGCGUACUUGGUUACGAGGAAUAUGGAGGAUUUCGUGACGUGGGUCGACUCGUCGAAGAUUAAGAGGAACAUCAUGAAGUAUCGGGAUCAGCUCGACGACUUCGAGUUGGAGGCGUUGUAGGGUGGAAAGGACGUGCAUUGGGCGGCGUAUGGUUUAUAGCAUUUCCGGCGUCAUGGCUCUUCAAUACCCCAUGUUUUGGGUCAACCGAUCAAUCGACUACUUGUUGGCUUUGCGGGACCCACCACGGUCUACCACUGCGUCUCUGACCGUGCGAUAGUUUCCACACGUUUGCUCGAUCUUGAUUGUGUCGUGCAAAUGAGUAUAGC
Paraphaeosphaeria sporulosa is the source of this 906-nucleotide messenger RNA. RefSeq names its product u3 small nucleolar ribonucleoprotein-like protein imp3. Gene Ontology annotation, molecular function: structural constituent of ribosome; snoRNA binding; rRNA binding. Gene Ontology annotation, biological process: rRNA processing. Gene Ontology annotation, cellular component: small-subunit processome; small ribosomal subunit; Mpp10 complex. Bases 131 to 700 code for a protein of 189 amino acids. Lineage: Eukaryota; Fungi; Ascomycota; Dothideomycetes; Pleosporales; Didymosphaeriaceae. The transcript is spliced from 2 exons. The record is from RefSeq and is a predicted model, not a curated record.